This is a messenger RNA of Clunio marinus, 1392 nucleotides long. NCBI's taxonomy places the organism in Eukaryota, Metazoa, Arthropoda, Insecta, Diptera, Chironomidae. The record is from the annotation of a GenBank genome assembly.
AAUGUUUCAUUGUAUACAAAUUCAUAAAAGUGCAGAAAUAUUCGCCUCACUUUAUGAAUUAUUUUAAAUUAGAUUUAAGCUGUGAUUCUCAUAAUCUGAAACCAAAAAAUGUUGUUAAAACUUGUUAGAAGUAAUUACGCAAGAGGCUUUUAUCGAUCAUCAAGUAUUUUAAUAAGAAAAUUGCAUAAUGCUGUUGCCCUUUCAAAUACUGAAUACCAAAGUAAAGAUGGAAAAGAGGCUCAAGGAAAUCCUUUUAUUAUAAUGCAUGGAUUAUUUGGUUCAAAAAGUAAUUGGAACAGUUUAUGCAAGGCUUUCUCACAAAAAGCAAACCCACGUAGAAAAAUAUUUAGCAUAGAUGCAAGAAAUCAUGGCGAUUCACCACACACCGACGAGCAUUCAUACGAAACCAUGUCAGAAGAUAUCGCAAAAUUUUUGAAUGAUCGUGGAAUAGAAAAGGCAGCUGUUUUAGGACAUUCAAUGGGAGGACGUGCUAUGAUGUAUUUUGCUUUAAGUUAUCCGAAUCUAGUCGAACGUUUGAUUGUUGUUGACAUUUCUCCAAUUUCUCCUAUCGGAACCAAUCGAACUGAUAUUCCACUUUUCCUCAAAGCCAUGCGAUCAAUUGAAAUUCCCAAAGAAUUAACAAUUCAUCAAGGCCGAAAAGUUGCUGAUGAGCGUCUUUCUGAAAUAAUCAAUGAGAAAUCGCUUCGUGAUUUCCUAAUAACAAAUCUUUUUAAAAAUGAAACUGGCGAUUUCCGGUGGAGAAUAAAUUUAGAAACGCUUGAGAAGAGAUUCGAAGAGGGAGUUGUGAACUUCCCAGAUGUUGCAGGAAGAACAUAUGAUGGCCCAACUUUGUUUAUUGGUGGAUCGAAGUCAGAUUAUUUAAGACCCAGCGAUAAGACACAAAUUGACAAAAUUUUUACGAAUUCCCAGUUAAAUUACAUUGAUGCUGGUCAUUGGGUACAUGCUGAGAAACCAGAAGAAUUUAUGAAUCAAGUAUUAGCUUUCGUGAAUAAAGUUUAAAGAGAUUAAUUUAUUUUAUAAAAACAUUAAAAUUGAAAAAUAAAAUCAAAUUAUUCAAAAACUUUAAUUUGUUUAAGUUUCAUUUCGAAAUUUCUUUCCGCACAAUUACUUCUUCACUUUCAAAAUUCGAUCUUCAUCGGCACAACGAUCUCUAAUCGUUUUUUGAUACGGAAAUUAUCGAUUUAAAAAGGUGCACAACGUCAACCACUUUAGUUGGCUUCUGAUUGUCUUCCGAGUUGGUUUGAAAUUGCAAAUCGGUAACUGAAAGUUUUUCCACUCUUUGCUUAGUGAGUUUUUCUCAUUUGUUUCGUAAUAGAAAUUCUUUAAAAGAAAAUAAGUAGCGAUAAAAAAAGAUAUCCAGUGAAAGUGAAA